AUGAUUAUUUUUUACACAUGUCUUUUCUCUCUCUUUGAUUACCCCUCACUCUCACUAUCUUUACUCACACUUUUCUCUUUCUCUCUCUCUCUCUUUAUCUUUCUCUCUCUCUAUCUCUUUCUCUUUCUUUCUCUUUCUCUCUCUCUAUCUCUAUCUAUAUAUCUAUCUAUCCAUGUGUCUCAACUGUCAUAUUUGUCUCAUUCUGCUCCACCAACCGCUCUUCCCCACCACUUCCUUUCUUUGCCGAAGAACUGCUCUUUCUCUUACCUCCUCUUAUUUUCUCUCUCCGUCUCAUUUUUCCCUUUCAUUUCAUUCUCCUCCACCACCCACAACUCUACAAACGCUAAAAUCAUAUCCAUUAACGUUACUAAAGAACCAUCUCCCAAUAUGGCGAUACGUCCGUUUCUGGAACGCACUUAUUCGACCACACCCCCGUAUGCCAUAUACUGUGUCCAAAGUUUGUAG
Acanthosepion pharaonis is the source of this 465-nucleotide messenger RNA. NCBI's taxonomy places the organism in Eukaryota, Metazoa, Mollusca, Cephalopoda, Sepiida, Sepiidae. The record is from the annotation of a GenBank genome assembly.